Messenger RNA from Plutella xylostella (diamondback moth), 994 nucleotides. RefSeq names its product putative NADH dehydrogenase [ubiquinone] flavoprotein 2, mitochondrial. Gene Ontology annotation, cellular component: respiratory chain complex I. Gene Ontology annotation, molecular function: NADH dehydrogenase activity. Lineage: Eukaryota; Metazoa; Arthropoda; Insecta; Lepidoptera; Plutellidae. Gene Ontology annotation, biological process: mitochondrial electron transport, NADH to ubiquinone. The record is from RefSeq and is a predicted model, not a curated record.
UCUUUCUCUGAUAUUAAUAUUUUAUUCAGUUGCUUGUUAAUCUUAUAUUACCGAAAUCAUGUUCCUUUCAAAAAUGAAUAUCAAACCCCACCUGCCUCACGUGCGGAGGAUCCUGAGAGCAGUGUCGACAUCCUCAUCCCUGGGUAGCGAGGAGCUGGCAGUACACCGGGAUAGCAAAGACAACAAUCCAAAUACACCGUUUAAUUUCACUGAAGCUAAUAUGGAGAGACUGGAGGCGAUAAUCAAGAACUACCCAGCGGGGUUCCAGCGCUCGGCCCUGGCGGCCGCCGUGGACCUGGCGCAGCGGCAGGCCGGCUGGCUCCCCGUCUCCGCCAUGCACCGCGUGGCUGAAGUACUCGACAUGCCCCGGAUGCGGGUGUAUGAGUGGGCCACGUUUUAUACUAUGGUUAAAAGGCGCUUCAAAGGCAAGUACAACAUCAAGGUCUGCGUGACAACCCCUUGCAUGCUGCGAGGCUCCGACCAGAUCCUCGAGGUGGUGGAGAAGGCGGCCUGCUGCCGGCUGGGGGAGGUGUCCCGGGAUGGACUGUUCGGAGUGGAGACUGUUCAGUGUCAGGGAGCCUGUGUGAAUGCACCCGUGGUGGUGGUCGACGAUGAUUACUAUGAGGACGUCACCCCAGAUGACGUGUGCAACAUUAUCAACUCAAUCAGGCUGGGAACAAUCCCGAGCCAAGGGCCCCAGAACGGUCGAUACGCAGCAGAGCCGGUCACCGGGCUGACAACUCUUUGUGGUCCGCCGCCGUGCCCCGGACACGGCCUGCAAAAAGCCCUUUGUUGAAACGAUGGAAUGGAAUGUUCUCGUAGGUCAACUAGAAUCUCGAAUGAGAAAUUGUUGAUGGCGAUUCUCAAGUGAGUUAGUCUUGAGUUAUUAUAGAUAUUAUUUCUUCUUAGUUUUUAAAUACUUGUUACUUUAUAUUUCAUGAAAUUGUGUCCUUUUUAGCCUAUGUUAUAAAUAAAUAUUUAUUAUUCUGGUAAA